Molecule: messenger RNA, 897 nt
Organism: Camellia sinensis
Lineage: Eukaryota; Viridiplantae; Streptophyta; Magnoliopsida; Ericales; Theaceae
Source: RefSeq, a predicted model, not a curated record
AUGAAUAGGGUGUUAGUGGAUAAUGGGGCAUCAGUGAACUUGCUUCUGAAGUCUUCUUUGAAGAAAUUGGGAAAAAGAAACCCCAGAUUAAUCCCAACCAGCACAACCAUUGCUAACUUUGCUGGGGAUAAGCAGAUGGCUCAGGGCAUCCUGCCCAUCAACUUGAGUGUGGGAACCAGAGAUUGUAUGACAGUAUUCUUUGUUAAAGAUAAGGCUAAGUUAUAUACUGAAGGAGUGACACCACUCAGUAUAUUGAGGAAACCUGAUGGAACUGCCAAAAAGACGGCUGGUGAGGAAGUAGCACACCUGAAGCACGUAGUGCAGGAGAGUACUGAUGAAAAAUUCGUCACCAAGGAUGACAAUGAUGCCUGUCCAGAAGGUUCAGGAACGAGAGAGGAAAGCCAUGGUGAUUUUGUCUAUGAGGAAGAAGAAAAAGAUGUUGAACCAGAGAAGAUGAGAGCAGAACAAAGCAAAGAAGUUGCUUUGAAGGCAGAAGAAGACGAAGGAGAAGCAUUAAUAAAUGCUCAAUCUUAUAAUGAACUGUCAGGAUUGGAUAGAUCAUUAGUAGAACAUAGGCUCCCUAUGAAGUCUAACUUCAAACCACGCAAGCAGAAACCAAGACGAAUGAGCCAUGAAGUAGUUCAAAAAGUGAAGAAGGAAAUUCUCAGGCUCCUUAAAGUAGGCUUCAUUAGAAUAACCAGGUAUGUCAAAUGGUUGUUCAACAUUGUGUCUGUGGUUAAAAAGAAUGGCAAGAUGAGGGUAUGCAUCAAUUUUAGAAAUUUGAACUUGGCAACUCCAAAAGUUGAAUACCCCAUGCCUAUAGUAGAUCUAUUGGUAGACAGUUCAGAAGGACACUGGAUUUUGUCUAUGAUGGAUGGGCAUUCUGAUUAUAACUAG